UAUUCUUGAGCUUUCCUCCAUCCGUGGUUCCUGGCUCCUGGCUCCGUUCUGAAUAGCUUCCUUUUCCCCACCGCUAGAUACCCCGCCACGCGGUUCCCCUCCAAUUUUCUUAUCAUUGACCAGGGAUCUCUUACUCUCGCAGCUCGCACAACGUCCUGGCACGUUAUGAAAGGCGUUCUCAUCAGCUAUAAUUAUCACCAGACGGAAUGAUUUCCUGCCUACCUCGUCUCACUCCCAUCGCUAGAUCGUUGGUCUUCGGACUGAAGCUGGCGGCUGGAGCCAGGUUACACUAUGGCGUCGCACAAGUCUAAUGGCGGUCGAAUACCCCGGUUGAAGGAUGUCGCCAGUCAGUCCCGGAGCGUAUCGUCGCCUGCGAUGUCCUCAUCCCGCUUUUACGACCCCCCUGCCCAGCUAUUGUCUAGGCCGCAGAUUCCAAGAUUUACGAACGCCUCGACAAGGGCUAUCCGGGCGUCAUCGGUGUCCAGCGCAGAGGAGACCCCCCACAGUGUCGCACAAUCCAACCCUUCGAGAAUCCCGGCCGGUCAGAAUGCUCGCCCACCGAUACCCCCGCGAGCAACCACACACCCACUGCCUCCGACAUCCCUGCAUCUGAUUCCAGAUCCAAGCCCGCCCCAACCCUACCACAUGGCUGCUGAACCCCUGAGUGCCCCUGGGACGGAGAACCAGACCCCUGCCCCCGGUCGACCACGCAAUGUCUUGCGGAGGAAGGCGCCGACGAUCGGUCAACAUACAGCACAGAAUAAGCCAGACUUGGAAAGAUUGCGACCCGAGAAGCUAAAUGUGAUCAUCCCGGAUUUCCCUGCCAUUGGCUAUACUGCAGGUACCUCCUUUCAGCCCUCUUCGAGUCAGGAACUUUCAGCAUCGCCAAUGGCUUCGGAGGAUAAUCUAUCGAGCAUCGUACCGGAAACUCAGGCCCAUACCGGUCCGAAGGAACUUGCAAGCCUCAGGACUAUUGUCAAUACAAAAAACCUACCCCCUCCGACUCCAAUGAUUCCCUCCGCCAGUAGCCCUUCCACGAGGUAUUCUGAAUCCCCCGGGGUGUGGAGUAGGACCUCGACGCCCACUACCUUGUCUUCCUACUCGCCGGGAAUCGUCCAUCCUGCCAAGGGUCCUCGUCUGAGGCAGCCUAGCCCAUCCCAAAGUCGACUGCCGGUUUUCUCUCAAACACAGCAGCAGAGUGCUUCGAGUGAUCGAAUGGUGCCAAGCACAUCACGGUCUCCCCUGUUGGCUCAGAGCACAGGGUCAAGGGUGUCGGUUACUGAGACCGAGGCAAAGCAGUAUCUGACGAAGGCCAGUAUGAUGAACAACACAUCCAGCAGUCACCUGUCGCCUAAGGCAUCCACUAGCAGCACACGACGGCUUUCCAACAAGGAUAAGUCAGACUACGAGGCAGCUCCGACCGUAGAGGAGAAGAAAACGUCACGAGUCGUGUCUCAGAGAGCUAGGGUACCUGCAGACUUGAUAGGAAAGCCCCUUGAAAUACCAAAAAGGCCGACCAGACAAGGGACUGAUCAGUUGGUAUUGGAUCCAUCGCCUGUGGUAAAGAGCAACAUACCACCCAAAACAGUAGCUGGCCAUAAACGUCGAGGAUCGACUGAGAAGUCCCCCCUUCCUGAGAGACCUCCAGUGUUGAAUCGAUCCGCAACCACCUCAAUCGACUCGCUGCAUUCAAGGACCCCCUCCCACAUGACAACCCGCAUCCCAACGUCGCCAGAGCUAUCGCGAAAGUCGCCUCGACCCUCGGUCAAGGAAUCAAAAUCACAGAAUGCUCCAGCACCAGCAAAAUCACGAGCCUUUGGCCUCUUCACUAAGAGAUCCAAGCCGGAACUGGAUGUACAGAGUGAUGGCCGUUCAGCUCGUAAAGGUCCAGCUGCUGGGACGGGCCACGAAGGUUACGGAAGAUAUGCGCAGCGCGGUCGCAAACCAAGCAUCAGCAGCAGUACUACUCGAGCAAGAUCAACCAGCACGACCAGAAGCGGUCCGAAGUCUGUUGCCAGCAGCAAGGGGAGUGUUAGAAGCCGGCCUGAGCUGGAGCUCGACGACUUUCUGCUAGAGCGCCUGGAACCUGUGAUCAUCAGGGGCGGGAAUAUGGAUGGAAUGGCUUCACAGAGAAGACCAAGUGAGCAGAGCACAAGCGGGUUCAGCACAGCAUCUACUUCAAACUUGACGCAGCGGUCUAUAAUCUCCGAAUCUCCUGGCUGUUCUACAGAGACUCUGGCCAGCUCCAGAGCAUCCGCAGACCCGGGAGAGUCGACCAAGGAUCUAGGACGACAGAAGUCUCUCGAACAGCCGAGAUUCACAAGUGCUCGCCCACAAGAAGGCCCCAAAGCGACACAAGCGCCUGCAGCUCGUUCCAUUUCUGAUUUACAUCAAUCAAAUCUUGGAGUUCGCACUACGCACCCUCAAGCCUCAGGUGGCAUGCAAAGCCCGCAGAAGCAAUCUAAACGUGGGCUGGGGCUGAAGUGGAAUAUCUUUCAGAGAAGCAAAGGGUCUGAGAAAUCCGCUGGCAAGACCUCGACUCCUUCCGCCCCCCAAUUGCAUGCCAGAGUAGCUCCGGCGACUGUGCAUCGGCCUGUGGCACACUACGCGUUGAUCGACAUGGACUCUGACCCUCUCGAGGAGAUUGUUCACAACGUUGAGAACUCACCACCGACUGAAGACGACGAUAUUAGCUCGCCAGUGGAAAUACCAGCUGCUUUGAACAUAAAAAAGACACCAGAUUCCAUCCUUCUGCCUUCGCCACCAAAGCUGCACGAUGCCAUCUUUCAUGAUCAGCCUCAGUCGCCGAAAGUCUAUUUUAACAAGAGCUUGGUGCCCCAGAGCCCAGAGAAAAAGGUGGAAGGAGAGCGUCAGAGUCGCCUGACGUCCGUCGGUCGCAUCCCACGUGUGGUUUCCAGACGUGAGAGGCCACAUAAGCCAGCGGUGCAGUCGUUCUCAAGACCAUUUAGUGUAUCUCAAUCACCUCCGUCGUUGACUGCUUCGGUCGAGAAGCAUGGAGAUAGUUCAUUGUCGCCCAUAUUCACCCCGGAUGCUCAACAAGCCGCACUUUCUGAGAAACCGUCUGAUUACAAGUUCGAUCUGACUGAUCCUUUCAAAGAUCUCCUGAAGGGUAGCGUCCUCGACUUCAUCGCAGGCCCUUACUCCAAGGAAGAAUUUAUGACAUUCUCACCUAGAAAAGACUCUGUGCUAUCGACUUCAAGUGGCUCCGAAAGCCUUACUGCGGUCACGGCUGUCAUUCCAGAACCAGAAUCCGAGUUGAUGGAGGAUGAGAUAUGGGGUGAAUACGAUGACUUGAUCGACCACGUUCUUUCUCCGCUAUCGACAAGCACAAUUUUUGAGAACCAAUCGGAGGUAGAUCAAAAGCUUGAACUCGCAACAAUGGCUAGCAAGGCUCUUCAAGCGGAGCUGAAUGGGCCACCAGCGAUGCCUGGUCUGUUUGAAAAGCCCGCGGUGGAGUUUACGCCUUCGUCGCCGCAAUCUAGCACCGGUUCUGUUCGGCUUCGAAGGUCCAGGAUCGCCGCAGAGCUGCAUACGUCCAUAGGCCUUUCACCCCAGCCUUCGUACAGUGAGAUCAUCGCCAGCUACUGUGACGAUCGAAGCGAGGGCAGCGCAGCGGAGAAGGAGACGAGGGACAAGUUGCUGCCACCAAAGCCAUUCGUUGAACAGCAGUCUGGAUUACUCAGUUCGCCAGCCUUGAAUUCCUCCCCAAGCUUUGAAAUUGUUCGACAGCGCAACACUGUCCUCUUUGAUAUCGCCGAGCGCGACCGAGAAGGGCCCACUGCCCACACCAAUAUUCGUUCUGGAUCACUGAUGACCAGCCGAUGGCUGUCUUUCGGGCGAGUCCUCUUCAGCCCUGCGCAUAAGCGCGCCAAGAGCUCGGACCCAGAGCGUAUCCUGGUGGUUGAUGGACUGGGCAACGACGACUGGUCUUUUUACUGCGCCUUGACAUAUCCAAACGCAGAGAUUUACAGUCUCAGCGACGGGCCAAAGCCGACUGCGUCCAAGCACCCUGAAGCAUGGCAGCCACCGUCAAACCACCAUACGAUCCAUCAUCCGAGUCUUGAUGAUCAGCUGCCAUUCCCACGGGCGUUCUUUGCUGUUGCAGUUCUGCGAUUUCCAGCUGCCUGUUCUGAAAGGGCCCAGGAUAACAUCAUCUCCGAAUGUAAGCGCGUGCUUCGCGCGGGUGGCUAUCUGGAGAUGAGCAUCCUGGACCUGGACAUGGUGAACAUGGGAAUCCGCACCCGCAAAGCCGUGAGGAAACUCAAAGAGCGGACAUAUAUAUCCGACCCAUAUAUCAGCCUCAAGCCUGCAAGCGAUAGCAUUCAACGCCUGCUAGGACGACACGGGUUCGACAAUCUCCGAAGAUGCAUGGUCCGGAUUCCCGUCGCCGGGAUGAUCGUCCGAUCAUCAGCGUCCUCCACCUCGACUUCAUCCUCUGAUCCGUCCAUCCUACCCGCACCAACCUCCCCAUCCACCACUCUAUCCCCUCUCACGGGCUUAUCCGCCGCCGCCAAAGCAAAGGCCAAGGCUCACGGAAAGUCCUCCUCCAACGACACCGACCUCUCCCUCGGUGAUCUCCUCUCCGACCCUUCUCCCUCGCCCUCCAACGAUGAGUCCAUCCGCAAGAUCGUCACCAAAGUCGGCCGAUGGUGGUAUACCCGAUGCUACGAGAUUCCCGUCCUCCCAAACGGCGACGUCGCUCUCAGCAUCUGGUCCGACAGGAAGAUCUUGCGCGAAUGCCAACAUUGCGGCACGGGCUUCCGCCUAUGGAUCGCGUACGCACAGAAACCGAGCGAAAAACGACGAACAGCAAGUGUUUAGUCUGAUGCUCGCCUGCCACAUUAUCACAUUUUUUCCCGUUUACGACUGAUAUGAUAUGACUUAUGAUAAUGCUUGUCGCAUCCAUCCAACAGCCACAUAGCAACCAGCUCCGCCUAUCUUCCCAUCAAAUCAACCUAUGUAAUGA
Molecule: messenger RNA, 4987 nt
Organism: Aspergillus sclerotioniger CBS 115572
Lineage: Eukaryota; Fungi; Ascomycota; Eurotiomycetes; Eurotiales; Aspergillaceae
Exons: 2
Coding region: 292-4842 (1516 amino acids)
Source: RefSeq, a predicted model, not a curated record